AUGAAUUAUCGUCCUGAAUCAACAUUAAGACAAAUGAAUUGUUAUGAAUUUAUUGAAUUAUUUGAACAACAAUAUAUAAAUGAAAAAUGGUUAUUAAUUGAACAACGUAUAUUUGAAAUGUUACGACAAAUAUUUGAAUGUGCAUCGGAUGAACAACCACCUCUAGGUAUUGGAUCAUGUAUAAACUCACGAGCACUUUAUGCAACAGAUAUUAUGUUAGAAUAUGAUGAUAAAACAAAUUUAAUACAACCAAAAUUAUUAGAAAUUAAUUUUGUACCCGAUUGUCAACGAGCAUGCAAAUAUUAUCCUCAAUUUUUUAAUCAAAUAUUUAAUGUUCUUUAUAGAGAUGUGACAGAAGGGCAAGAUUAUGAUAAAAAUGAUGUAGCUCAAUCACAUACAAUCACAAUAUAUCAUGGUCAUGAAGCAACGGAAUUGAGAGGUGAAAAUGAACCAACAAUUAUAUUAACCUCAAAUAUGCUACUGUCAAUCCUUCAACAUCUUUCAUUUGGACUUUUUGUAUAUAUUAGUGUUGUUAGUUCAAAAUGUAUAUGGUAUGAAGGGGUUCGUGAUGGUUAUAAUAUAGUAUCGCCCGAUGGUGAAGCAAAAGCAGUAACAUCUGAUGAACAUCUUCACUUACUUCAUGAAAUGUGUCCACACAUCGAUACAAAUAAAAAUACAAAAUUAUGUUGUGAUAUAAAACAGUUACAAGCAAUAGGAAAAUUCAAAUAUAUAGUUGAUAAUUUAAUUGGUCGUUGUCCAUCGUGUUAUUAUAAUUUUCUGAGAAUAUUUUGUGAAAUGUCAUGUGAUCCAAAUCAAAGCGAUUUUAUUUAUCCGUUAAAUUUAUUAAAUGUAACAAAGUAUGAACAACAUGUACAUUCAGUUGAUACAGUAGAUAAUGGUGAAGAGCUUCAACCUAAAUUUGAGGGUGAAGAAGAUUAUAAAGAUGAAGAAGAAGAAGAUAAUAAUCAACAAUUACCAUCAAAAUCAUCACUAGUCGCUGACUCACAAAAACCAGUUGAAAUGGUGGAAAUUGUGAGUAAAAUAAGAUAUUUUAUAUCGGAAACACAAGCAAACGAUUUCAUUAAUUCAUGUUGGAGUGUUCGUAUUAAUUUUCAAUAUGCCAUCGAUAUUUUAUGUGGUGCUAUGAAUCGAGCAUGUAAUGUUAAAACAUUAUUUGAAUAUAUUGGUCUGAAAAAUGAACACGCUAAAAUAAGAAUUGAUUUUGUAUUUGUUAACAAUUUAACAUAUUAUGAUCAACAAUUAGGAAAAACAUUCACACCAUCAACAGAGAAAAUGUUUCGUUGUGAUCAACCUGUGAUAUUGCCACAUGCUCAAGGACAUAAAUGUACUUGUUCGGAUUGUACUGCCAUGUGUCCGCUUGUACUGUCAGACAGUAACACAACUAUAAAAGAUACGGGAAAAGUGGAAAUAUUUGGUGGUCGAAUACAUCGUGUCACGUUAGGUGCUAUUGUUAUGUACAUAUUAUUUGUUUUUAUAUUUAUUGUGGUUCAUGUAUUUAUAUUGAUUUGUCGUUAUCGAACAGACAAAAAAGAUUUUCAACCAGUUGUAGUGGCUACUGACGAUACUCAUGACAAACAAACAAAUGAUCGUGUUAGGAUUUCGCUUAGUAAAGAUAUAGUAUCAGAAUAUUCAUAUGAACCAGAGCAUAUACGUUUAUUAGAUCGUAUUGGAAUUCAAAUUGAUGAUGUAUUACAUAACGUAUUUGAAGCUAUUGGUAGAUUCAGUGCUUAUAAUCCAAGAAUGGUGAUUAUUCCUGUAUGUGUUAUUUUGUUUGUGCUCUGUUUUGGUUGUCGUUAUUAUACAGUGACAACAGAUCCCGUUGAUUUAUGGGUAGCAAAGAACAGUCGUGCUCGACAAGAAAAAGACUAUUUUGAUCAAAAUUUUAAACCAUUUUAUCGUAUUGCUCAUUUAAUAUUGGUUCCGAAAAAUGGUACUACCGUGAAACUAGACUAUAAGACUCCGUUAGGAGCAGUAGAACAGCAUACGUUUGGACCGGCAUUCGAAAAAAAUUUUCUUUAUGAUGCAUUAAAAUUACAAUUAGAAAUUGAACAAUUAACUGCUGGAGCAGAAGGCGGAAAAACAAUUUAUUUGAAUGAUAUAUGUUAUAAACCAUUGGAACCAGACAAUAACCAUUGUGCAAUAUUUUCAUUAUUUCAAUAUCAUCAAAAUAAUUUAGAAUUUUUAAAUGAUUCAGUAUAUGCGUCUCAAUAUCUUGAAUGUAUUCAAGCACCUAUUACAUUAGAAACAAAAACAUUUAAACAAAGUUGUAUGGCUAAAUUUGGUGGUAAUGUUGAUCCGUAUAUGGUAUUGGGAGCAUUUCCAACUAAAGAUGGUGUACCUGAUUAUACAGGAGGACAAGCAUUGAUAAUAACGAUAACGAUUAACAAUCAUCCUCAUGGUGAUCAAAAACUGAAAAAUGUUUUAUUAUGGGAAAAAAAAUUUUUAGAGUUCAUGUCAACAUAUAAAUCUGACUGGUUUGAUGUUAAAUAUCGAGCUGAACGAUCAAUCGAAGACGAAAUUGAACGAGAAUCACGAUCGGACAUUAAAACGGUUGUUAUUAGUUAUAUGAUCAUGUUUCUCUACAUCACACUGGCCUUAGGACGAAUAAGAAGUUGGAGAGGUCUAGUAGUUGACAUGAAAAUAUCAUUGGGUAUUGCUGGUGUAGCACUUGUGGCAGUAUCCGUUUGUGCUAGUGUAGGAUUAUUUUCGUAUAUGAAAAUACCGACAACAUUGAUCAUCUUCGAAGUUGUGCCAUUUCUGGUUUUGGCUGUUGGAGUUGACAACAUAUUUAUUUUAACUCAUUCUAUUCAACGUGAUCGACGUUUACCUGGUGAAUAUGUUGAAUGCCAAAUUGGUCGUAUUGUUGGUCGUGUUGGUCCAGCUAUGUUACUCACAUCCUUAUCAGAAUCUAUUGCAUUUUUUCUUGGAGCAUUAACACCAAUGCCAGCUGUUCGUUUAUUUUCAUUAUACGCAGCUGUAUCAGUAUUAAUUGAUUUUUUAUUGCAAAUUACCAUAUUUGUUUCGUUCAUUACACUAGAUCAUAAACGUACACGUGCACGACGUGCUGAUGUUUUAUGUUGUUAUAAACUUAAAAGUAGUACUAAUCGAAAUAGAAAUAGAAAAACUGAAACAAAAUCAUCAACUGUAUUAUCUUGUUUAAAUUGUGGUGGUCAUCAUAAAACUGUUGAAUGUGAGCAAAUACAUGAUCAAAAGAAUGAUAAUGAUAAUAAUAAUAACAAUAAUAAUAACAACAGUGAUAGGCAUGAAGUUGCAGCAACUGAAAAUGGACAUCUCGUCGACUCAACAGAUGAGCAACCACUAAAAACAGAGAAAAAAGAAAUUUAUGGUAGUGAUGAAUCAGUUGAAGAACAUUUACUAAAAAUGGAUGGAUUUUUAUUUCGUAUAUUUCAAAUUCACUAUGCUCCAUUUAUGAUGAAUAAAUUUGUAAGACCAAUUGUUUUAUUUUUAUUUACAAGUUGGCUUUGUUUAAGUAUUGGAUUAUUACCACAUGUUAAAAUUGGACUCGAACAAAACAUUACAAUGGCAACCGAUUCAUACAUGAUUGAUUAUUUUUUAGCACUUAAACAAUAUUUUGCUGUUGGACCACCUGUUUAUUUUGUAAUUAAAAACGGUAUCAAUUAUGGUGAUUAUAAUGCGAGUAAUUUGAUAUGCGGUAGUUCUGGAUGUUCAGAAGAUUCUCUGGUAAAUCAGUUGAGUUCAGCAUCGCGAUCACCAUCAAAAACUCGUUUAGCACAAAUUGGUACAUCAUGGUUAGAUGAUUACUAUGAUUGGUUAAGACAUCGUGGAGAAACACCAUGUUGUCGUAUUAAUAAGCAUACUGGAGAAUUUUGUUCAGUUAAUUAUAAUUCAACAUCAAAUUGUGAAGAAUGUACACCAAAUUUUACUCGUAAUGGUUUAUCAGUAAAUAAUUUUAACAAAUAUUUACCAUUUUUUUUAAAAGACAAUCCAAAUUUAAAAUGUGCAAAAGGUGGUCAUGCUGCACAUGGUCAAAGUGUUAGCUUAACAGCAGAUAAUAACGUCGAAGCAAGUCUAAUUAUGGGCUAUCAUAGCUUAUUAAUUAGUUCAAAUGAUUUUAUUGAGGCAAUGCAACAAGCAUAUAUUAUGGCAGAUAACAUCACAAAAACCUUACGUGUAGCUGGUUAUGAUGUCGAAGUCUUUCCCUACAGUAUAUUUUAUGUAUUUUACGAACAAUAUUUGACAAUUUGGCGUGAUGUAUUAUUGAAUUUAUCGUUGUCAACAACGGCCAUAUUUUUUGUAACAUUUAUCUUGUUGGGUUUGGAUAUAAUCACUGCUCUCAUCAUUACAUUAACAAUAGCUAUGAUUACAAUUGAUAUGAUUGCAAUGAUGUACGUUUGGAAUAUUGAAAUGAAUGCCAUAUCGUUAGUAAAUCUUGUUAUGUCUGUUGGAAUAUCGCUUGAAUUUUGUGCUCAUAUAUGUCGAGAAUUUAUUUUAUCGGUAAAAGGAUCUAGAUUGAAGAGAGCCGAACAAGCAUUAGCUUAUAUGGGUAGUUCGGUAUUUAGUGGUAUUACAUUAACAAAAAUUGGUGGCAUUAUUGUACUAGGCUUUUCUCAUUCACAAUUAUUUCAAGUAUUUUAUUUUCGAAUGUUCAUAUGUAUUGUUCUAUUCGGUGCAGCACAUGGGCUUAUAUUCUUACCAGUUUUAUUAAGCUAUAUUGGUGCAGAUGCAAAUCGUAUUCGUAUUCAACGAUUUCAUCGGCAAAAAUCUAGAAUUAAAAGUUUAGAUCUAAUACAGUCACAACCAUCACUUGUUAAUUCACAUUUUCUUCCAUUAGCACAGACAGAAUUAGUCAGUAAUAAUAUGGAUACACUACCAUAA
This is a messenger RNA of Didymodactylos carnosus, 4878 nucleotides long. The record is from the annotation of a GenBank genome assembly. Lineage: Eukaryota; Metazoa; Rotifera; Eurotatoria; Philodinida; Philodinidae.